Fraxinus pennsylvanica is the source of this 1434-nucleotide messenger RNA. The record is from the annotation of a GenBank genome assembly. Lineage: Eukaryota; Viridiplantae; Streptophyta; Magnoliopsida; Lamiales; Oleaceae.
AUGGUUUCUUUACCUGACGGGUUAGAUUCCUCCAGUGACAGAAGUGAUAGUGGAAAGUUGUGGGAAUCUAUUUUACACGUCAUGCCACGUGAACUGAAGGCUCUUAUUGAGCGGAUUAAUGGAUUGGAAAGUGAAAAAAUCAGCUGUUUAAUUGCCGAUGGCAUCAUGGGAUGGGCUCUGGAGGUUGCGGCGAAAAUGGGAAUCAAGAAAGCAGCUUUCUGGCCUUCCGCUGCAGCAUUAAUGGCACUGCUCUUCAAUAUUCCGAGCAUCAUUGAUGAUGUGAUCAUAGAUAGCGAUGGUUGGACAACCCUAGAAAACUCAGGUAAUUCAACUUUCGCCAAUGAUGCCUGUCAUGAGAACAAAGGAUUUCAGUUGGACUUGUGUUGCCUGGCAUGGCUAGAUCAACAACCACAAAACUCUGUCAUUUAUGUAGCAUUUGGAAGUUUCACAGUAUUUGACCACAAUCAGUUCCAAGAACUGGCUCUUGGCCUUGAACUCAUCAAUAGACCAUUCUCGUGGGUAGUGCGGCAAAACAUAACCGAAGAUGUCCACAAUGCGUACCCUACAGGCUUUGAAGAAAGAGUGCAUGGUUGGGGGCAUGUGGUUAGUUGGGCGCCACAACAGAAGGUCCUAUCUCAUCCUUCUGUUGCUUGUUUCAUUAGCCAUUGUGGUUGGAAUUCUACCAUUGAAGGCAUAAGCAAUGGAGUCCCUUUUCUGUGUUGGCCUUAUUUCACAGAUCAAAUAUUCAAUACGACCUACAUUUGUGAUUAUUUGAAGAUUGGAUUGGAAUUGAAUAAAGAUGACAAUGGAAUCAUCAGACGUGAAGAAAUUAAGGAUAAGUUGGAACGAGUCUUGGGUGAAGAAGGAUUCAAAGAAAGGGUGUUGGAUCUUCAAGCCAAGAUUCUGGACAGCGUUAGAGAAGGAGGGAGUUCUGACCAAAAUCUUCAUGAUUUCUUAGCAUCACAAGGCCAUGUGAUACCCCUUAUGGAACUCGCACUCAAUUUAGUAAAACAUGGUUACAAGGUCACAUUCGUCAACACAGAGUUCAUGCAUGAGCGAGUUAUCAAAGCAUUGCCGGAGACAGAAAAUGUACGAGAACUCGUACAAAUGGUUUCUUUACCUGACGGGUUAGAUUCCUCCAGUGACAGAAGUGACAGUGGAAAGUUGUGGGAAUCUAUUUUACACGUCAUGCCACGUGAACUGAAGGCUCUUAUUGAGCGGAUUAAUGGAUUGGAAAGUGAAAAAAUUAGCUGUUUAAUUGCCGAUGGCAUCAUGGGAUGGGCUCUGGAGGUUGUGGCGAAAAUGGGAAUCAAGAAAGCAGCUUUCUGGCCUUCCGCUGCAGCAUUAAUGGCACUGCUCUUCAAUAUUCCGAGCAUCAUUGAUGAUGGGAUCAUAGACAGCGAUGGUUGGUACAGUUCAAAACAUACAUAUUGA